Messenger RNA from Aspergillus tanneri, 585 nucleotides. Its product is annotated as kinase-related protein. The record is from RefSeq and is a predicted model, not a curated record. NCBI's taxonomy places the organism in Eukaryota, Fungi, Ascomycota, Eurotiomycetes, Eurotiales, Aspergillaceae. The transcript has 3 exons. The coding region runs from base 1 to 585 and encodes 194 amino acids.
AUGGAUCCGCAAGUAGAUAGGCUAGUCAAUAAGAUCUGGGGUACAUUCCAAUCCAUACCCAACAAUGCUCGUUUAAUGGUAGCAGUGAGCGGCAUCCCAGGGUCCGGGAAGACCGAACUGGCCAGCACGAUGGCCAAUCGUAUCAACAAACUCUAUACCGCAGAAAAUCCCGACUCACCACCCAUCGCGACAGUCGUUCCUAUGGAUGGGUACCAUUUUACACGAGCACAGCUGGCCCAGAUGCCCGACCCCGUGUACGCCGUCGCCCGCCGCGGGGCGGCCUUCACAUUUGACGGGGAGAAAUUCCUGACCCUCGUGCGAGCGCUGCGUGAACCGCUGACGGCAGAGACGCCGAGUCUGGCGGCGCUGUUGAUGGAUGAGCUUUGGUUUGUUGAGGUCGAUUUCGAUACGGCCCGGAAGAGGCUCGUUCGGAGACAUGUCAGAGCUGGUAUUGCAAAGGACGAGGCUGAAGCGGAUAAGAGAGUAACGGAGAAUGACUUUGUAAAUGGUAGGGAAAUCAUAGAGGAGCGCAUGGACGUGCAGGAGAUUAUCACGAGUAAUUAUGACCCCGGAUGGGACAGGUGA